Capronia coronata CBS 617.96 is the source of this 1452-nucleotide messenger RNA. RefSeq lists its product as uncharacterized. The transcript is spliced from 18 exons. The coding region runs from base 1 to 1452 and encodes 483 amino acids. Gene Ontology annotation, biological process: amino acid transmembrane transport. The record is from RefSeq and is a predicted model, not a curated record. Lineage: Eukaryota; Fungi; Ascomycota; Eurotiomycetes; Chaetothyriales; Herpotrichiellaceae. Gene Ontology annotation, molecular function: amino acid transmembrane transporter activity. Gene Ontology annotation, cellular component: membrane.
AUGGACGCCAAACAUCCAGCUUCAAGUUCGGUCCCUAUGACGGACGACAAGCAGCUAGGGGAGAUUAUCCCCCUGUCGGUCUCCUACUCCGAGGAUGAAGCCGCCGACAUUCAAGCCAUGAAAAUUCACCGUCGAUUGUCUAGCCGACAGGUUCAUUUGUCUGCUAUUGCUGGCACCAUUGGAGCCGCAUUGUUCGUAUCAAUCGGUGGUGGCCUUUACAAUUCCGGCCCUCUGGCAUUGUUUCUGGGAUUUCUAUGGUGGUCAACUGUCAUCUUUGCCACGGCCCAAUGUCAAUUGGAGACGGUUUCCUUGUUCCCAUGGGAUGGCUCUUUCGUUCGCAUCGCCGGGCGUUGCGUCGACCCUGCUUUCGGCGCAGCUGCCAGCUUCAAUUUCCUGUUCCUGCAGGUUACGGACAUCAUCUUUGAGUUGACCGUCUUCAAUACUGUUGUCGGAUACUGGGACGCGGACCUAAGCCCAGCGAUCACAAUAUCUGCAAUGUUGGUUUUCUAUUUCAUUAUGAAUAUGUGGCGAGUGGACUGGUACGGAGAGGUCGAAUUCUGGAUUGGCAUGGGCAAAGUUUUGCUUGCCAUUGGUCUCAUUUUCUACACGUUUGUGACCAUGGUUGGGGGCAACCCGUUACACUGGGCAUUUGGGUUUCAUUAUUGGAAACAUCCUGGUGUUUGGAAAGGGGACGAUUCAGCUCAUCAAUUUGAAUCUUUUGUCCAGGCUGCUAUCAAGGCCGGAUUGGUCAUCUGUGGUCCAGAGUUCAUAUCCAUGAUUGCCGGAGAAGCCGAGGCUCCAAGAAGGGUCGUACCGCGGGCUUUCCGUACACUGCCUCACCGUCUCCUUUUCUUUUAUAUCUUUGGGGCGCUCUGUGUCGGCAUCCUCGUCCCAUAUACUGAUGAGCGCCUCCUUGGUGGCGGCAAAUACGCUGCUAAGAGUCCCUAUGUCAUCUCAAUGGUCAACUUGAAGAUUCCAGCACUGCCGUCUGUUGUGAAUGCAGCUCUUCUAACGUCGAUCCUGUCUGCCGGUAACAACUAUGUAUUCGCUUCCAGUCGGUCUUUGGUGGCAAUGGUAGACCAGGGAUUUGCACCACGUUUCUUCGCCCGGAAAAAUCGCAAUGGCGUACCCUAUAUCGCUGUACUCUUCAUGCUGGCUUUGGGAUGUUUCUCCUAUAUGGCGCUUGGUAAAGGAACGAACGAUUUCUUGAAUUGGGUCAUCAGUUUCGCAACCGCUGCGCAAAUGAUCAAUUGGUGUGUUAUGUCGGCUACAUGGAUUCGUUUCAACGCUGGGCUCAAAGCUCAAGGGGUGGACCGCAAACACUUCCUCCCUGCUGUCUCAAGAUGGCAACCAUUUGCUGCCUGGUAUGCUUUCUGUUGCUCAUUCGUCAUGCUCUUUGUGCAAGGCUAUGCAGUCUUCAAGCCGGGGCAAUGGGACACUCCCACAUUGUGA